Eurytemora carolleeae is the source of this 812-nucleotide messenger RNA. RefSeq lists its product as uncharacterized. Bases 16 to 621 code for a protein of 201 amino acids. The transcript is spliced from 8 exons. Lineage: Eukaryota; Metazoa; Arthropoda; Copepoda; Calanoida; Temoridae. The record is from RefSeq and is a predicted model, not a curated record.
UAUAAAUUAAUUAAAAUGAAUGAGGGAGUUGGUGUACAUGAAGUACAAGAACGGCAGUACGGUGGAUAUGGACAUGGAAGUGGAUACGGGAUUGGACCCCUGGAGGAAUGUUGUGAAAAGAAAGUUGAUCCUAUAAUCUUACUUGGAGUUAUUGCAGCUUUGGCGGGUCUAACCUUCUUUCUUCGUCAGCAGGUGUUGACAAGUAUUCCAAUAGGAAGAAAACUGGAAGAAAGUUUCAGCCUGUCUUAUCUUUUACAAACAAUUAGCGCCAGUCAAAAGUACGAAGAAAAAGAUGUUUCAGAAUCAUUCGUUGACCCGAAAGUAGAGGUUGCCUCAGAAGCUUUGAGAAUAUUAAAAAAUUUUGAGAUUAAAAGUUGUAAACUCAACUUUAGUUUAUGUCUCUCUGAUGCUCUAAUACUUUCAAUAAAGGAUGUCCCCUGGAAUGACAAGUAUAUACUCCAUGAACUGGUUCAGGGUUCAGCUGAAUACCUUACCCAGGGUUCGAUUCACAGCACCUGGACAAAUAUCAGAAAAAUCGAACAUAUCAAGCUUACAGAGAAAUGUAUUAGUGAUUAUAACCUUUGCUCAAGUAAGCAAGAAGAUAUACAAUUCCAACAUUAACAGUGACCAUGGGACUUAAAGAGGGUGAUUAUGCAGGUUUAAUAUGAUUUCCAAGUACAUAUUUAACUGGGACGGAGCACCUCCCAAGAAGGUUAAGUUCCCUCCUGGAGAGAUCCCUGACAGCUGACAGUGACCUUAUAAUAUUAUAAACAUUAAUUGAAGGACAAAAAAAGUUUUCAAAAAUCAAACUA